Molecule: messenger RNA, 1938 nt
Organism: Nilaparvata lugens (brown planthopper)
Lineage: Eukaryota; Metazoa; Arthropoda; Insecta; Hemiptera; Delphacidae
Gene: Su(P)
Product: prostaglandin E synthase 2
Exons: 6
Coding region: 89-1303 (404 amino acids)
Cellular component (GO): mitochondrion
Molecular function (GO): prostaglandin-E synthase activity
Source: RefSeq, a predicted model, not a curated record
GGUCAAACUAGAAACCAGGAAUUUUGUGAGGUUAGAUUGAAAUAAUUGUAGUGUGUACAUUGAAAUUUUAGACAUCUCUUUUACUGGAAUGAUGUCAUUAUUUUCAAAUGUUUGUCGUUGUACUACUCUCAAUAAUUCUAAAAGGUGUAUCAGGUUUUCAGAGGACAUCCGAUCAUUUCAACUGAAAUUGCCAAAAAGACCCAUCACAACAAGUAACAAUGUAAAGAUCCAUGCACCCGCUAAAUCGAAAAGAUUUCUCUAUUCGGCAAUGAUAGGAUUGGGUGCUGGAAUUGCUGUUGGAGGAUAUUAUUCUUAUACUGAUAUUGUAGAUCGGGGACGACCUCUCAAAGCCCCUGAUUCCAACAACGAGAAACAUUUUUUGAAAGCUUUGCCUGAUGUUGAAGUUUCCAGGAGGGUGGUGUUUGAUACAGAUGCAUCAGGUUUGAAGAUCAUCCUAUUCCAGUACCCAACCUGCCCAUUCUGCUGUAAAGUGAGAGCCUUCCUGGACUACCAUGGCAUUUCCUAUGAUGUGGUUGAAGUCAAUCCAGUCUUGAGACAACAGAUCAAGUGGUCCGAGUACAGGAAAGUACCAAUCGUACUCAUCAAGGUCAAGGAUGGAUAUCAACAACUGAACGACAGCUCGAUGAUAAUAUCAGCGCUCGGCUCCUAUGUGAAGGACAAUAGCUAUACUGAUCUCAUGGAAUUGGUGAGCUACUACCCGACCAUAGAAUACAGGGAUGACGAAGGAAACCGCAAAUCCGACAUCAUGAACAAGUACUUCCUCAUGUUUAAGAAGGACUUGGGAUCACCGGAAAAAGAGAACGCAGUUCUAUCCGAAAGAAAAUGGAGGAAAUGGGCUGAUAGUGUAUUAGUUCAUACAUUGUCUCCAAAUGUAUAUAGGACAAUGGAUGAGUCACUGGAAUCGUUCAAUUGGUUUUCUGAAGUGGGUGAAUGGAAACGACUGUUCUCGUGGUGGGAAGUCAGUCUUGUUGUGUAUGUUGGAUCAUUUGCAAUGUGGAUGAUUGGAAAACGUCUACAGAAAAAGUACAACUUGAAGAAUGACGUGCGCCAGUCACUUUACGACGAAUGCAACGUGUGGGUGCGUGAGCUGGCCAAGCGGGGCACCCCCUUCCACGGCGGCCAGCGACCCAAUCUUGCUGACUUGGCGGUUUUCGGCGUACUCUGCAGCAUCGAAGGAUGCACCGCUUUCAAAGACUUGCUGGCCAACACCAAGAUAGGCGGCUGGUACUCGCGCAUGAAACAAGCCUGUCACGAACACCAGGGGAGCUUGCAUGUUGUCUAAAGUUACACCACUUUACACUGUCGGCAUUUGUUGAAAUUGAAGCUUUGGAAAAAAUUGUCAAGAUAUCAUAAGAUCGAUUUUUAUAGUAAUUCUAAAAUGAUUUUCCAAGACAUCGAUAUAUCGAAAGCAACUUUUCGAUUGCAAAAAUAUCGAUGUAUAAAUAUCGACUUAUCGAUAUUUUUGAUACAUUGAUCGAUUUUUAUAGUAAUUUAAAAUGAUUUUCCAAAAUAUCGAUAUAUCGAAAACAACUUUUCUAUUGCAAAAAUAUCGAUGUAUAAAUAUCGACUUAUCGAUCCCGAAAUAUCGAUAUUUUCGAUACAUUGAUAUUUUGUUGCCAUCCACAGUUUCUAAUUCCGCAUCCACAUGUUGGUAUAUUGAAGUCCAAUGUCGACCAGCGCCAGUGUGGUUUGUCAGCGCUGACCUUCACUCGCCUUCGUUGGUUUACCAGGUUGGGCCAGCGAUUGGGCCAACAUGUGAAUGCGGCAUCAUGAAUGUGUCAUCAACAUCAAAGCUUCCCGUUCUAUCAAUGCUGAUAGUUUGAAGUGAAUCUUAAUAUAGCUUGUUCCAAACUUGUAGAAAGUACACAUCAUAUUGUUAUGUUUAAUGUAAUAAACGCUUGUUAAUUAACUUAUGAA